UUUGAUUGGCUUUAAUUAUAAGGGACAACAAAUGAAUCUUACCGUUAUAAAAGACAUGGGUCAGAGUGUUUAGUAUAGCAACAGAGAGUCAGUACUGCAGUAUUAGAUAUUCCAAGGUUGUUGAACGACAAAGAAACAGUUAAAAGAUGGCAACCCACGUACGUCCAACAACUAGAUUCCAACCUCCAGAUUGGUUCACCAAUAACUAUACUAUUUCUACUAAUGCUGAAAGACAGAGAGAUGCUUCACAUCAAGUUCGACAGGAAGGUAGAUUCUUGAGAAAUGAGACAGAUAAUCAAACUAAAUGGGACCAACAUUCAAAUAAUGUUAGAUUAGCUGAUCGUGUUGAUAAUAUUAGAAAAUGGAAGGAGAUAAUGGAAAAAUCCUUGGCUGAUUUAGAUAAAGAAAUAGCAGAUCUUUCUGAGGCUAAAGAAUUGACUGAACAAGCAUUAGAGGCCAAGAAUCUUCCCUUAGAUGUUGCAAUUGAAUGUCUUACUCUCCGUGAAGGAAGGCAAUCAAUUGAUGUAGUUCAGGAUGAUCCCGAAAACCAAUUACACAAGGAAGUAGAAGUUAUAGAAGGCAUUAGAAAACAGUUACAACAAAGAGUGUCUGAUUCCUUUGAACAACUAUGUUUAUUACAAGAGGCACGUCAACAAGUACAGGCUGAUUUACAAGAUAAAAAUAUAGCCCUUGGUAUUGAUAUAGAUCAAUAUAAUCUAACUGAUAGAUCACCAAAUAUAAGUUAUAAACCAGAUUGUCUUAGAGUACCUAAAGGAAGCACAACACCGCAACAAUGGGAAGACUUCAGUCGCUACAACAAAGAACGAGCCGAUGCCGAGAUGUUGGCUUCAAAUAGAUUGCGUGAAGCUAUUCAUCACACACUUCAACAAACCGAUAACGAUUUAGAGGCACAAAAAAUUGCCACAGAAUUUGCUUUUAGAAAGAGAAUCCAUGAAUUUGAACGUGCCAAAGAUGAACUUGAAUGGCAGAAGAAAAAUACUGAAGAUGAAAUUGCAGAAUUAGAGAAUGAUAUACGAGGAUUAGCUGAAGCUAUCAGAGCUAAAACCAAUCCAAUGAAACUUGCCCAGACUAGGUUGGAGAAUAGAACAUAUAGACCUAAUGUUGAGUUAUGUAGAGAUGCUCCUCAAUAUGGUUUAACAGAUGAAGUUAAGCAGUUAGAAGCAACAAAGCGAGCAUUAGAAGAGAAACUGAAGCAAGCCCAACAUGCAUUGGAUGGUCUUGAAAAGAAUCUUCACAGAAUAAAUGAUGAUUUGGCUUUAAAGAAUAACUCUCUUAUGUUGGACAAAAGAAGUAUGGAUGUGCGUCAAAAACUGAACCCUCGCCCACAAACUGCCGUCGAGAGGAAUCUCACUCUAACUGGCAUUGAGCGAGAAAAAACCAAAGUACUUGCUUGAUCUGGUGUGUUUCUAAGAACUUCCUUGAUCAAAACCGAGAUUGAUUGUCAUUUCUAUCACCUACUGCAAUAACCACAUUAUAGAAUAGUUUCACCUAAAAUCGGAAAGAAAAGGAAGGAUUUGAAAAAAAAUAUAAAAGGAUUGUUCUUCUUGUGAAUAAAUGAAUUAAAAUAUGAUUAUUCAAGAGAUCUAGCUUAUAAAUUUUACAGCUGCAUAUUAUUAAUGAUCACGACAGUAAUUUUCAAAAAGAAAUUUAUACAAUCUUUACAACAUGGCUGUGUAUGUUGUGUGUGAAUAGUUUUCUAGAUAUUCUGUGUUUAAUUGUACUGACCUAUUAUACAGAGCUUUUACUAUAUUAAAUUAACAUAUACCUGCAUUCUUCCCAUUUACCAUGCAUGUGAACUUUUGUAUAUUAAUUAAUGUUCUAUUAUUAAAUUAUUGUAAAUAAUAUAUUAUUUAUAUAUCAAUGGGAAUCAAGCUGCACAGAAUGUAGAGAAAUAAUUUAUGAAAAAUAAAUAUUAUAAAUCCCA
Patella vulgata (common limpet) is the source of this 1945-nucleotide messenger RNA. Its product is annotated as tektin-2. The record is from RefSeq and is a predicted model, not a curated record. The coding region runs from base 147 to 1415 and encodes 422 amino acids. Lineage: Eukaryota; Metazoa; Mollusca; Gastropoda; Patellidae. The transcript is spliced from 6 exons. Gene Ontology annotation, biological process: cilium movement involved in cell motility; cilium assembly. Gene Ontology annotation, cellular component: microtubule cytoskeleton; nucleus.